Synchiropus splendidus (mandarinfish) is the source of this 8482-nucleotide messenger RNA. It is a transcript of the gene phip, whose product is annotated as pleckstrin homology domain interacting protein. The coding region runs from base 165 to 5738 and encodes 1857 amino acids. The record is from RefSeq and is a predicted model, not a curated record. The transcript is spliced from 40 exons. Gene Ontology annotation, molecular function: protein binding. Gene Ontology annotation, biological process: cytoskeleton organization; regulation of cell shape; regulation of transcription by RNA polymerase II. Lineage: Eukaryota; Metazoa; Chordata; Actinopteri; Syngnathiformes; Callionymidae. Gene Ontology annotation, cellular component: nucleus.
AACACCAUCAAAAUUAACACUGAACGAUAGUUGUCCGCGAGAUGUAGUUAGGGUUCCGUCAUUUUCAAGUGAAAAGCGACGGGGGAGUCGCGUAGGAAGGUCUAGUUCAGCCGUUUCGCGGAGGAACACAUUACGCAGCCGGGACUUUUUGCAAGCGGGGCUGAAUGGAGGCAGCUUCUUCCUGGUGGAUAAACAGUGACAGCUACAGGGCAGCCACCGAGACCCACGCAGGCUCCAGCGCUGCCCUGGCGAACAACACCAAAAUGGCUUCAGACAGUGCACACAUCGCGCAGUUGACUUCAGAACUGUACUUCCUAAUCGCCCGGUUUCUAGAGGCUGGACCGUGUCAGAAAGCAGCCGAGACGCUGAUAAAGGAGGUGGAGGAGAAGGAGCUCCUACCUAAAAGGCUGGACUGGACUGGGCUGGAACACCCAGGGACCUACCAGAAUUUGGUCAAGCUUUACCGCCACAUCAGCCCAGAGCACCUGCUGCAGGUCUGCUCCAGAGUGUGCCCGCUGCUGGAGGCAGAGGUUCCUGCCAGCGUGCCGGGCCUCACCAGCCUGUUGGGGGCUGGCCGACAGAAUCUCCUGCGCACCAGCAAAAGUUGCAAGCAUGUUGUGUGGAAAGGUUCAGCAUUGGCAGCACUGCACUGUGGGCGUCCCCCAGAGCCACCUAUUAUCUAUGGGAGCCCACCUAACAUUGUGGAAACCAGCUUUGGACGUCGGCUGAACGGCUCUUAUAGACUCCGCCAAUUAGUGCCAACAGCUGUCUACCAGCACAUGAAGAUGCACAAGAGAAUUCUCGGACACUUGUCGUCCGUAUAUUGUGUGACCUUCGACAGGACGGGGCGACGCAUCUUCACGGGGUCUGAUGACUGUCUUGUCAAGAUCUGGGGGACAGAUGACGGCCGUCUUCUGGCGACGCUGCGUGGCCAUGCUGCUGAGAUCUCAGACAUGGCUGUUAGCUAUGAGAACACAAUGAUUGCUGCGGGCUCCUGCGACAAGACCAUCAGAGUGUGGUGCUUACAGACAUGCGCCCCUUUGGCAGUCCUUGAGGGCCAUGCGGCAUCUAUCACUUCGCUACAGUUUUCUCCUCUUUGUAGUGGCUCCAAGCGCUACUUGUCCUCUACAGGAGCUGACGGUACCAUCUGUUUCUGGCAGUGGGAUGCGCACACUCUCAAGUUUGGUCAGAGGCCAAGUAAAUUCCCUGAGCGCUCCAGACCUGGAGUGCAGAUGAUCUGUUCUUCCUUCAGUGCAGGUGGGAUGUUUCUGGCGACUGGAAGCACAGAUCACAUCAUCAGGGUUUACUAUUUUGGUUCAGGUCAACCGGAGAAGAUCUCUGAACUUGAGUCGCACACUGACAAAGUUGACAGCAUCCAAUUUUCCCAUUGUAGCGACAGGUUUGUGAGCGGCAGCAGGGAUGGAACAGCAAGAAUUUGGCAGCUGCAGCCUCAGGGCUGGAGGAGCAUUCUGCUGGACAUGCAGACUAAAUUACCCGGGAAGUAUCAGCCCCCGCCUUUGGAAGACAAAGUAACCAAGUUAAAGGUUACCAUGGUUGCGUGGGAUCGCCAUGACAGCACUGUGAUCACAGCCGCCAACAAUCUGACCCUGAAAGUGUGGAACUCCACCACUGGAAAUCUAGUCCACCUCUUGAUGGGCCACGAGGAUGAAGUGUUUGUUUUGGAGCCGCACCCCUUCGAUCCCAGAAUCCUUUUCUCAGCGGGUCAUGAUGGGAAUUGCAUAGUGUGGGACCUGGCCAGAGGAGUAAAGAUCCGCUCCUACUUCAAUAUGAUCGAGGGCCAGGGGCACGGUGCUUUGUUUGACUGCAAAUGUAGUCCAGAUGGGCAGCAUUUUGCGGCCACAGACUCCCAUGGACACCUGCUCAUUUUUGGGUUUGGCUCCAGCAGCAAGUAUGACAAGAUUGCAGACCAGAUGUUCUUCCACACAGACUACCGGCCUCUUAUACGGGAUGCUAACAAUUACGUCCUGGACGAGCAGACUCAGCAGGCCCCACAUCUAAUGCCUCCUCCCUUCCUGGUGGAUGUGGAUGGGAACCCUCACCCUCCACGAUAUCAACGUUUAGUUCCUGGAAGAGAGAGCUUUAGGGACGAGCAGCUGAUCCCGCAGAUGGGUGUCACGUCUUCAGGUCUGAACCAAGUGGUCAGUGAGCAGGCAGUGGAUGGUCCCAGCCCACUGGACACCAUGAUCCAGAGGCUGCAGCAGGAACAGGACCAGAGAUUGGGGGGUAAUAAUGACCUCCCUGCUCAUUCCGCUGCUGCUAUCAGCACCAGGGCCUCCAGAGGGUCAGUCAGUUCUCCAACUGAGGUCCAUUCACCGCACAAUGUAGGUCUCCGUCGGAGUGGGCAGAUUGAAGGAGUGCGUCAGAUGCACAGCAACGCUCCCCGUAGUGAGAUGGCUACUGAGGGAGACCUGGUGGCCUGGAGCCGCAGGGUUCUCGUCCCUGAGCUUGAGGACGCUUCAGUACGGAGACAAGUCAACUGGCGAGAGGCUAAAGGGAAAGAGGAGAUCAAUAUUUAUCAGUCCGAACGAAGGAGACGAACUAUUCACUCUCUCCCCAAAGAAAGCAGGGUGCAUCCGACUUCUGAGCCUGUGAUGGAAGAAGGAAGGAAGAGCCAAGGUAACCAUGGUUAUCAAACCCGCGCUGCCGUGGAGGAGACAAGUCGACAGAGUGCUGACGCCGCUGAUGACGACGACAGCACCUCUGAGGGAGAGGCAGAAGUGCGGCAAAUAAAUGGCCACUCAUCAGAGGAGGAGAAAGAGGAGGAAGAGAAAGAGCCUUGGCCGGAUGAUCACAGCAGUUCAAGUGAUUAUUCCAGCGAUUACUCCGACUGGACAGCAGACGCAGGCAUCAACCUUGAGCCACCGAAGAAGAGCGUUAAAGUGAAAAAGAAAAGCAGCGGUUCAGAGGAGGACGCAGACAGGAAGAGGGAUCAGAAGAAAGAUAGAAAGAAAGAAAAGGUCGACAAAGAUGGCAUAUUACCAAAGAAGAAAAAGUCAAAGGAGAAGAGGAAGGGAACCGAAUUCCAGGAGCAUGGUCUUACUCUGGAGGAGUGGCUUCCCUCCUCCUGGAUUACAGACAUCAUCCCCCGAAGAUGUCCUUAUAUCCCCCAGAUGGGAGAUGAGCUGUAUUACUUCAGACAAGGCCAUGAGGCUUACGUGGAAAUGGCCAGACAAAAGAAGAUCUACAGCAUCAAUCCCAAGAAACAGCCUUGGCACAAAAUGGAGCUUCGGGAGCAGGAGCUGAUGAAGAUAGUUGGCAUCAAGUACGAAGUCGGCCUGCCCACGCUGUGCUGUCUAAAGCUGUCCUUCCUCGACCCAGAUUCAGGAAAACUGACCGGGGGAUCCUUCUCAAUGAAGUACCACGACAUGCCGGAUGUGAUUGACUUCCUGGUGUUGCGACAGCAGUUUGACAACGCCAGAAAAAGGCAGUGGGCCAUAGGUGAUCGGUUUCGGUCAGUGAUUGACGACGCUUGGUGGUUUGGGACGAUCGAGAGCCAGGAGCCUUACCAAGCCCAAUAUCCUGACAGCCUGUUCCUGUGCUACAAUGUCUGCUGGGAUAAUGGAGACACAGAGAAAAUGAGUCCCUGGGACAUGGAGCUGAUCCCUGAUGACGCCUCAUUCCCUGAUGAAUUGGGCACCAGUGUACCACUGUCAGAAGAGGAGCAGAGGCAGCUCCUGUACGUGCCUCUGGAUGGCGAAUGGGGCUGCCGCUCACGUGCGGAUGAGUGCGACCGUAUCAUCAAAGCCAUCGACCAGCUCUGCACACUUGAUGUAGCAGCACCAUUUGCCUUUCCAGUGGACCUGCAAGCUUACCCCACAUACUGCACUGUGGUGGCCUACAUGACUGACCUCAGCACUAUACGCCAAAGGCUGGUUAACCACUUUUACAGACGACUGUCCUCUCUGAUGUGGGAGGUUCGUUACAUUGAGCACAACGCUCAGACGUUUAAUGAACCUGGAGCGUUCAUCGUCACGACUGCCAAAUUUGUCUCCGACCUGAUUUUGCAGUUCAUAAAAGACCAAAGUUUGACUGACAUAAUGCCGCUGUACAAAACUAUGAAAAAGGCAACGUUCUCUGACUCCGAAGAUGAGGAUGAUGAGGAGGAGGAUGAAGACACCAGUACACCUGGAACAUCCCAACAAAACCACAAGGCCCGGAGACCGGUGCAGCGGCAGCUGCGGAACCGUCCUCAUUCAUAUGACCCGCAGGCCUGGAGGGGGCGCUGCAGAGAGCUGCUUGACCUCAUUUUCCAGUGUGAAGACUCAGAGCCCUUCAGAGAACCUGUUGACCUGCAAGAAUAUCCAGACUAUCUGCAAAUUGUAGACUCACCCAUGGACUUCGGCACAGUUCUGAAAACACUAGUGGAUGGGAAGUACCAGUCACCUAUUCAGCUCUGCAAAGAUGUUCGCCUCAUUUUUAGCAAUUCCAAAGCGUACACGCCGAGCAAGAAGUCUCGGAUCUACAGCAUGAGUCUGAGGCUCUCUGCACUGUUUGAAGAACACGUGAGCGCCAUCUUGGCUGACUAUAAAGCCAUUCAUGGUUUAACUGACCGACUGACAAGACGGGGCUCAGAUAGACAGACACGAAACACUACAGACAGACUGACACGGCACACCAUGAAGCGGAGGAGGAGGAGUGAGUCUCCGGCGAGCAGCACUGCAUCCAGUCCAGAGAGGAAAAGGCGUUUCUCCUCCAGGACAGUUGCCAAAAGAGAGCCGUCCCCAGCUCCAACUCGUGCCUCCUCCCUCAGACACAGCACUCCUCUGAGGCAGCCCCCUCAGCUGCUUAAUGGGAAGACAGACACACCAUCCACAGGCCGGACAAGAAGUUCUGCUCGGCACUCGGCACACUCCACGUUGUCUCCGUCUUCUCACAGCGCUCCCAGCAACGCAGCCAGCACAGCAGAGUCAACGCGAUCACUCCGUGGUCAUAAUUCGGUGUCAUCAACACCGCUUGCUGAGAGGGGGGCAACUCCACCAGUAGUGGAAAGUAGCAGUGGUGCUGGCACUCGACGCAAACUCAGGACCCCAGUACGACACACGGCAGGGUCUCCUGCUCGCCCUGCACCUCAAACUACAGUCCAUCUCAAUGGCCACAGCAGUCACACCAGCCUUGGCAUCGCGAGGCGGACACGUAAAUCCAAAAUGGACCAGCCUGCUAGUCCCCCAGAAAUCCCAGCUCCGGAGAGCCCAUCCCGAAGCAGAGGUCGGCCACCUGGAAAGAAGAAGGCCCAGAAGGAGGAGGUGGACGAGAGCAGGAAAAGUGAGGAUGAGCUGGACCACUCCACUGGUGAUGAGGGGGGCACCUCCUCCACCAAGGAAGCGUCAGGUCUCUCGGACUCCAGUGCAACGCCCAAAAGGCGCGGCCGACCGCGAGCAGUGAAGGCUGAGGACGUGAGCUCCCCUGCGGAGUCCCCAGAACCUUUGUCAUUGAGAAGGAGCAGCAGGAGGGCCAACGAGGAGGUGACACCCCCUUCUCAGACUGGUGCUUCAUCCAGACGGAGGGAGCCUCCAAAGGACAAUGAGGCAGACGUGAGCGGGGGCUCCAUGCGCACCAGGAACCAGGGGCGCAGGUCUGCAUGGUACAUGGAGGAGGACUCUGAGGAGGAGCAGAGACAGUUGCUCUUCGAGGACUCAUCCAUCACCUUUGGUACCUCCUCAAAGGGGCGUGUCCGAAAACUGACGGAGAAGGCCAAAGCCAACCUUAUAGGCUGGUAACAGGACACCCCCCUGCUGGCUAGUGUUGUCUGAAGGUGUGCGCGUGUAUGAGUUAGUCGAUGACAGCUGCUGUCAGAAAAAGCUGCCCCACAUUAUUGGUCCAUGUUGGACCUCACAGUGAGUUUAUUCCUUCCCACCUCUCUGACACUUCUGUGUCAAAACAGAGAAACAUGAAAAAACGUUUUUAGUACUUGAAAAGCUGUACGGAGAGGUGGCUGUGUCUCACAUGACUUUUUUAGCUGUCCCCCCCUUCUUUUAUUGCAGUUUUUUUUUCCACUUUUAAUUUUUUUUUUCACUUUUUGGAUGUUUGAUGGUGCGUUCAUGUGCUCCAUGUUUUCGACGUUUUGAUUUGGAUGGAAUUGUCUUCUGAUACAAGCGCUGUCAAUAUGCAAAAGGAUGCCCUGUAAUAUUGCAUUUUUAAAACUAAUGUCUGACUGCUGGCAGAGGUCACUGUCAGAAUUAUUGCGACGGUACAUGAACGCACCAUCUCUCAAUGGCUGACCUGUCUGUGCUAAAAUACCAAAUGGGCGUACCUUCGCCGGUACUCGUCGAUCAGUGUUUAAUAUAAAGGUGUGAGUGGCUGUAUUUUGCAUGUGCAGAAGAAAGAGAGAAGCUCUUCUUUUUUUUAUAUAUAUAAAAGCUGUUUUUUACAGAGGUCACAGAGCGAAAGGGGUCAUAUUUCUAUGUCUGGAUGCGUCCUCUUCAUUAGCAAUACCCUGUGCCUUUCUGUCUUAAACGUGUGUUUGUGCCUGUUUGGCCUUUGCCCUUCGACGUAAAUGUGCCUGUGCGUGCGAGCGUGUUUGUUAAGGUCAUGAGUGUGUUUUUAAAAUUCAAGCAGUGGCAUACAGUUUGAUAGUCUCUCAAAGAGAAGUGUAUUUAUAGCAGUUGAGAAAACUAUCUAUUGUUAUACGGCUCUUUGUGCUACUCUAUAUCCAGCUGUUUAUACCUGAGGUACAGCAAGGGGAGGGAUUUGACAACGGCUUGUCGAUGCAGUUGAAAGGAGGAACAAAUGAAGAUGCGUCAAACUUUUUGUGGUAAAGCAAGUACUUGGGAGAGGAGAUUUAUGGGAGUAUAUCAGUGCCAUCAGGAUAUUGAAACAUUGAACUUUUCAAUUAAAUGUUUCUUUAAACAUUGAAAUAUUUUUUAAAUAAUUCAAUUCAAUAAUUUCCAUGUUCAAAGGUUGAAUUUAUUUGAAUAAUUUGAUUUCAAAAUAUUAAUAUUUUUAAAAUGAAUCGUUUUUUUACACAAAGAGUUUGAUAUUCUAAUUCAAAACAUUCAAUAUUUUUAGGUCCAUGGACUUUUAAAUUCAAUAUAGAAACGCUGGUAUAACAGUACCAUCAGGCAAGACCAACGGGGUUCCGAGCUGUGAAACUUAGCUAAGAAUAUAUUGAAUUUAAAGUUUUCAUUUUAAAUAUUUGGAAUUAGAUUGCGAAACUGUAUGCAUACUAAAAUGUAACUCAUUUUGACAAUACUUGAAUCAUUAAACUCAAAUAUAUGUAUAAAAAAAUCAACCUUUCAAUUUAGAAAUUACAGAAUUAUAUUAUUCAAUAAAAACCAUCCUAUAUGCAGAUAACUUAAAAUACAGAUUACUCAAAUAAAAAAAAAAUAAACAGCAACAUUUCUUUUUUUUUUAUCAAUAUUUUCGGUAUUUGAAAUGUAACAUUUAAUAUGCUGAUGGUACUGAUAUACUCCCAUAGAGAUUAUACACAAGAUGAUUGUGUGCCUUUUAUUGAACGCUCCGUUUCAGUCGGAGGCCUUCAGAAAAACAAGUUCAAACAGCUUCACCUAAGAAGUGGAUGGCUUUUUUUUAACUCAGAAUUUGUCCCUCCCUCUCUGAGCCACUGAAGCCAAUGGACCCAUCAACUAAUCGGUAGAAUCUUUGUACUGACUCACUGCGUUGAUGCUGACUUCUUCCCCAGUUGUCUUCUAUUCGAAGGUUUUAUUCAUAUCUGAGGGCACUGAAGUUUUAUCUAAGGCUUAUGAAUGUUUUUUUUUUUUGUUCUUGUGGCGCUUUUUUGUGCUCCUGCCAUGGGGAUGUUGUUGAGCCCGCUGUUUGUUGUAUUGUGCCAACCUUGGGCGACAGCUAAUGUCCAGUUAUAAAAAAAAUUCUGGGUCCCUAAAUAUGACUCAUCCUGCAGUUCAUCCAACAGAAGAGCUGCAGCCCAGCAAUAAUGAAAUGAUGGUUCAUCUAUAUUAACUUUACCACGAUAGCACCUCUGUGGCUUCUCUCCUGUGUCUAGAUCAGACGUUUUGAUAUGAGCGUGAACUCUCUCACUCCUUUUACAGUGCACAGAGAUUUGUAGGAUAAAAAAGGUGUGACGUCCUGCUCUCUGGACACAGGUCAGACGACCCUCUGCCGGACACGGGUACUUACCUCAGCUCCCUUGUGGCGAAAGCUCAUUGCUAAUUCAUUUCUUUUAACCUCCAACUGUUAUUGUUCAGAUCUUUUUGAAAACACAAGACCCCUAAACACUCAAAUUUGUUGUAGAUGUUGUUGCGUUCCACGGUUGUGAGCUGAUUCAGAGGUCAAACGUGACUGAAGAGUGUAUGGUUGCUGCAUGGCGGAAAGAUGAGAAAGAAGAAAAAGAGUUUACAUAAACGGAGCGAAGAGGACGUCUUUGAUAUAUUGGAUACAUUUUUAAUAAAUAUAAAUUAAUGCAAAAAAUGUACUUAAAGUCUAGAAUGUAUGUGUAGGGGAGUACUGCUGUCCUGUAAGUUCGUACCAAUAUUUUAACUGAAUAAAC